Juglans regia (Persian walnut) is the source of this 1626-nucleotide messenger RNA. RefSeq names its product aclacinomycin 10-hydroxylase RdmB-like. Lineage: Eukaryota; Viridiplantae; Streptophyta; Magnoliopsida; Fagales; Juglandaceae. The transcript is spliced from 2 exons. The record is from RefSeq and is a predicted model, not a curated record. The coding region runs from base 568 to 1455 and encodes 295 amino acids. Gene Ontology annotation, molecular function: S-adenosylmethionine-dependent methyltransferase activity.
GGGAAAAUCUCCACCCAAAAUUCAAGCUACCGGCUGAGCCUGUUCAACCGGUUAACUCCUUCCCCGUACACUCUCUGUACAUAAUCAGGAUCGCACUCCCCAAUUACUGAGUCCGUACAAAUCCACGGCCUGAAAGAGAGAGUGUGUGUUUGUGUGCCAUUUUUUUUUUUGUUUGUUUGGCGAUAUCUUUGUUGAUGCUCAAAAGGUCGACGACGCCCCAUUUGGAGCUUUGCUAUCUUCACUUUGAGAAUUUCAACCAAAAUCGUUAACCGACGAGCGAAAGCGCGUGAAUUUGCUGGAGAUGAUAACAUCGUAUUCGUCGUCGUCAUCGUCUUCAGUGCGCGACAGUUAACACUUGCUCAUGUGUAACUGUGACACUCUCUCUCCCUCUCUCUCUGCGUGCAUAUGACUUUUGGGCGCUCAGUUAUCUGAGAUCUUGCUUUCCGUGUUGGGAUCGGUAAAAGAUACUCUCUGCAAUUCGUGGAUCAGAGGGUCUGAGCUUGUUCAGAAAUUUCGUUCACUGUUUUCAUUUUUCUCGAAUCAGGUUAGUGGACGAACCAAAAGAAAAUGGGUAAAACGACGAGCAGAGACUGGACCCAGAUUUAUGCGAUCUACGGCUUGGACCAGUGGCAAACUCUACUCUUCCUCUUAUUCCACGCGCUUCUCUUCACCGUUCUCUCCAUCCUCUACCUCAUCUACUUCAACCCGAUCCGGGGCUUCUUCGAGUCCAUCCUCACUGUCACCGCCUCCGGAGUUCCAGCUGGCGCGGCCAGAUUUGCUGCGGGGUUCACCGGCUCCGUCACAGCCCUCUCCGCUGUCUGCCUCUUCUUCGCCGCGGCCAACUUCUUCUACUCCGCUGUACCGCUCCACCACGACAUGGCCCUCCGCAUGGUGAGCGCGGUGAACGACUGGUCGACGGUGAAGCACGCCCUGGACCUAGGCUGCGGCCGCGGGAUCCUCCUCAACGCCGUGGCGACCCAGCUGAAGAAGGAAGGUAGUUCUGGUCGGAUUGUCGGGCUGGACCGGUCGAAGGCGAAGACGUUGCGGACCUUGCGGACGGCGAAGCUGGAGGGGGUCGGGGAGUACGUGACGUGCAAGGAGGGAGACGUGAGGAGGUUGCCGUUCGGGGACAACUGCUUCGACGUCGUGGUAUCUGGGGUGUUUGUACACACUGUGGGGAAGGAGCACGGCCACCGGACUGUGGAAGCGGCGGCGGAAAGGAUGAGGGUAGUGGGGGAGGUGGUGAGGGUGCUGAAGCCAGGUGGGGUCGGGGUGGUGUGGGACCUAGUGCACGUCCCGGAGUACGCGAGGAGGCUUCAGGAACUGAAGAUGGAGGAAAUCAGGGUGUCGGAGCCGGUAACGGCGUUCAUGGUCAGCAGCCACAUCGUGACCUUCCGUAAGCCCAGUCAGCAAGUCGUGGGCCCCGGUGAGGUCAGGCUCGAGUGGAGAUGCUGAUGCAAAUAGUAACCAAUGUUAAUUGAAAAAAAAUGAGAGAAAUAUAUAUUGAGAGAAUAUUGGGUUUGGGUUUAAUCAAAUUUCUGGGAAGGCGAAGCUGACCUGGAUUUUUUCUUUUUUUUUUUUUAAUUUUUUAAAAGGUAUGGGAAUAAUUGAUGUCUAGUUAGUUAA